This is a messenger RNA of Erythranthe guttata (spotted monkey flower), 1531 nucleotides long. Lineage: Eukaryota; Viridiplantae; Streptophyta; Magnoliopsida; Lamiales; Phrymaceae. The record is from RefSeq and is a predicted model, not a curated record.
AAUCUAGUGAGAGAAAUUAAAAGAAAAAAUUCUAGUGAGAGAAAAGAAAUUAAAAAUCUAGUGAGAGAAAAAUGGACAAGUACGAUGUGGUGAAAGAUUUGGGGGCAGGAAAUUUUGGUGUAGCCAGGCUUCUAAGGCACAAAGAAACCAACGAACUUGUCGCCAUGAAAUACAUUGAGCGUGGACACAAGAUUGAUGAAAAUGUAGCGAGAGAAAUUAUAAACCACCGAUCGCUUCGACAUCCGAAUAUAAUUCGUUUCAAAGAGGUAUGUAUGUAUGUUGUAUUGACACCAACACAUCUGCUAAUUGUGAUGGAGUAUGCAUCCGGUGGCGAACUAUUCGAUCGAAUCUGCAGUGCCGGUAGAUUUAGUGAAGACGAGGCGAGGUACUUCUUUCAGCAGUUGAUUUCUGGAGUCUGCUACUGCCACUCCAUGAACAUAUGCCAUAGAGAUUUGAAAUUGGAAAACACGCUUUUAGAUGGCAGCCCUGCACCCCGCCUUAAAAUCUGCGAUUUUGGUUAUUCCAAGUCGUCGGUGCUGCACUCGAGACCCAAAUCCACCGUCGGAACUCCGGCUUACAUUGCACCGGAAGUUCUCUCUCGCCGUGAAUACGACGGCAAGUUGGCAGAUGUGUGGUCGUGUGGAGUGACUCUAUAUGUAAUGCUGGUGGGAGCUUACCCAUUUGAAGACCCAACCGACCCAAAGAAUUUCAGAAAAACUAUUUCAAGAAUAAUGGGUAUUCAGUACAAAAUCCCAGACUAUGUUCACAUCUCCCAGGAAUGCAAGCACCUACUCUCCCGUAUCUUCGUCACGAAUCCCUCAAGGAGAAUAAAUAUAAAGGAGAUCAAAAGCCAUGCAUGGUUCAUGAAGAACUUGCCGAGAGAACUCGCAGAAACUAACCAAGCACUGUACUACAAGAAAGAUAACCCGAGCUUUUCACUUCAGAGCGUCGACGAAAUAAUGAAGAUCGUAAGUGAAGCAAGAAAACCGCCUCCCUCGUCCCGAAAUGUACCGGGUUUCGGGUGGGGCGGUGAAGACGAUGAAGAAAGCAAAAACGAUGAAGAGCCAGUCGACGAAGAAGACGACGAAGAUGAGUACGAAAAGCAAGUGAAAGCAGUUCAUGCAAGCGGGGAGUUUAUUCUCACUUAAUUAAAAUAAUUUCCUGGACAUUUGACAACCAAAGUCAAAAGGAUUGUUUUCUAAUUAGUGUGCCUGUAAUAAUAAACAACUUGUAUUUCAUAUUCUUCAUAAACUUGUUACAUGUUUCAUGUUCCCUACUCUGUAUGUAAUAAUACGGAGAUUAUCGAUCCAGUAAUACAUGAAAACGAAAAAGUUCCGUCUGGGGUGUCAAUGAGUAUAAGAAGAAAAUUAAGUACACGAAAACAAAAGGGAAUUAAAAAUGUUACUUUUCGUAGCUUCCUUUGAGAACUUACGUGCUGCUCGUACAAUAACUUUAAUAAAUAUAUAGGCUGAGUACCGAGGAAUGCCGAAGAUAUAAUAAUAAAUAGAAAACGAAAGGAGAAGUAACAAAA